This is a messenger RNA of Pieris napi, 2285 nucleotides long. It is a transcript of the gene Cyp303a1, whose product is annotated as probable cytochrome P450 303a1. Gene Ontology annotation, molecular function: heme binding; iron ion binding; oxidoreductase activity, acting on paired donors, with incorporation or reduction of molecular oxygen, reduced flavin or flavoprotein as one donor, and incorporation of one atom of oxygen. The coding region runs from base 91 to 1584 and encodes 497 amino acids. Gene Ontology annotation, cellular component: cytoplasm; intracellular membrane-bounded organelle. Lineage: Eukaryota; Metazoa; Arthropoda; Insecta; Lepidoptera; Pieridae. Gene Ontology annotation, biological process: xenobiotic metabolic process. The transcript has 4 exons. The record is from RefSeq and is a predicted model, not a curated record.
AGUUCCCGACCACACUCGCGAAUCUGACAAUCGCAGAAGUUCACGUAUUCGCGCAUAUAUUGUUUGGUUCACCAAAAUAGUGAUAUAAAGAUGUGGUUAACAAUUUUAGUUGUCAUCGCUAUCAUUGUUCUAAUCCUCUACUUAGACACUGUCAAACCGCCCAAGUUUCCUCCUGGCCCAAGAUGGCUACCAAUACUUGGCUGCGCACAUGAAAUACAAAGGAUCAGAGAUAAAUGUGGUUAUCUUUACAAAUGUAUACAAGAAGUAACUAAUAAAUACUCAGAUGAUGGUUCCGUCGUAGGAAUCAAAAUUGGCAAAGACCGCAUCGUGUUGGUAAACAGUCUUGAGGCAAAUAAAGAAAUGCUUUACAAUGAAGAUAUCGAUGGACGCCCAAAGGGGAUAUUCUAUCAAACAAGAACAUGGGGAGAGAGAAAAGGUGUUAUGUUAACUGAUGGUGAACUAUGGAAAGAACAGAGGCGCUUCCUUAUUAAACAUUUGAAAGAGUUCGGUUUCUGCCGAAAGGGUAUGUCUGAAAUAUCAUUUUCUGAAGCCAGACAUCUAGUAAAGGACCUGUCAAAAGCUAUAGGAGACAAAACCUCCGCAGAGCUUUACAUGCACAACUUUUUCAACACGUAUAUUUUAAAUACCCUAUGGACAAUGAUGGCUGGUCUUCGUUAUGAACCAGAUGAUCCGCGGAUGGUGAAGCUUCAGGACCUCUUAUUUGACUUGUUUGCUGCUAUUGAUAUGGUUGGUUGUGCAUUCAGUCAUUUUCCUAUACUGAGUGUGAUAGCACCGAAGGCAUCUGGAUACAAAGACUUCGUAACAACACACGAGCGUCUGUGGGCAUUCCUGCGAGAUGAAAUAGCAACUCAUAAAGAACGAUUCCAUCCAAGUAACGAGGACAAAGACUUCAUGGACGUCUACAUAAGAGUGUUGAGUCAACCUGGUGAUAAGCCUACAUACUCAGAGGGGCAGUUAGUUGCAAUGUGCAUGGAUAUGUUCAUGGCUGGGACUGAAACGACAGCGAAGAGUAUGAGCUUUUGCUUCAGCUACUUGGUUAGAAAUCAAGAAGUGCAAAAAAAGGCUCAGGAAGAAAUAGAUCAAGUUGUUGGUAGGGAUCGACCUCCCACCUCAGAGGAUAAGCUAAACAUGCCAUAUAAUGAAGCUAUCAUCCACGAGAGUGUACGUCACUUCAUGGGACGAACAUUUGGCGUUCCUCAUCGUGCUAUGCAGGACACUACCUUGGCUGGUUACCGAAUUCCAAAGGACACAAUGGUCGUGUCAAACUACACAAAUAUUUUGAUGGACGAUAAGCUGUACCCUGAUCCGUAUUCCUUUAAACCGGAGAGAUUUAUCAGAGAUGGCAAAGUCUGUCUACCUGAUCACUACUUCCCGUUUGGACUAGCGAAGCACCGAUGCCUAGGCGAUGCUCUGGCGAAAUGCAACAUCUUCAUGUUUACAACUGCUGUUCUGCAGAAAUUUUCCCUUUUACCGGGACCGGAAGGACCUCCAUCAUUGAAUCAUGUUGAUGGCGCAACGCCAUCUGCUGCUCCUUUUAGGGCAUUGAUAGUCAAUAGGUAUUAAUGUUAAUAAGCGAUGUUUACUCAAUUUGUAAAACGAAAUAAUGGCAUGCUGCGACGCUGUUGAUUCAUUAAGACUAGAUUUAUUUAACUUGAUGUCAUGUUAGUUUUUAAGUUUAAGAUAAUUUACUAGGUAGUUAAACUCGGUUAAGAUUUAGAUAACUCAUUUUUUAAACACACAAUGUCAUCGUAUUCUGAAUCGGGCUUAGUUUUUCCGAAGGAAAAGCUGUAAUUACUGUAAUUUGAAGGGAGAAACAUCGACCAGUGUAAACACUGAUUAGACGGAAGACCCCAGUGGCAGUCGGAAACACUCGGAAAGCCCGGAUAUGACAUAUUCUAACCGGAGAUUGUAGGCUAAUAUUAUGUUUGAUUGUUACUUGCUUUUUUGCAAAUGUUUUGUUGAAAUUAUUUUCAAGUAGCAAAAUCAUUGUUCCAUUUGUACAAAAUGCAUAAUUACUAUCGAGUUAUGAAUGUUUAUUUAUGGUUACCGUUAUUUUACUGACUCCCAAUUUUUUAUAGAACAGGAUUACUCUAUGUUAUUAUUUUUUGGUAAUUGCUAGAUAAGGGUUCCCUAAGAACGCUCCGAUUACAAUAUUUAUGACGUCAUAUAACUCAUGCUAGUUAAUGUGAUAUGAAAUCGGUAUCACUAUUGAAGUUAAGUGUAAGCCAGGUGUUCAUUUUUUUAAUAAAGAAAUUAAGAAAUAA